GUAGAAGCCAUCUGUAUGGAAAACGCGCAAAACACAUACCCGUAAAAGCAUGCAUGCCUAGCUAAACCGCCAUCUCAACUCUGACCACAGCUAUCCGUUCUCUCUGCAGCUUCAAACAGGUUACAAGCACACGCCCCUGACAGCUGUCACUUGGUAGACGCAGCUACCCGUGUUUCCAUGCGUGUCAAAGACCGGACACUGGGGCACUGAGGCUGAUUGCAGUUAAUGAUCUUGAUGAGACGAUGUCGAAAACAUCAAAGAACACCGUGUGUCUCUUGCUCUCUAUGCUGCCGUCUCCGUGCAUGCGGUAGUAUCCCCGUAUAUGCCGUUCACUUAAAGGUGGCUGACCUGUAUCUGUCACCCAAACUUUCCCAACUGGCUGACUGUCUGCAGGAACCCAGGGACGGAAGCUCUCCUCGGUCUCUCCCCUCCAUGAGCAUCUUGGCUGUCAAAGCACUUUAGUAUCCCGAAAAGUAAGCGUAUGGCACUAGAAGUGAUUAGUUGGAUAUCUUCCAAGCAUGACCAUCGUAUAUGACUGUUAGAAUCGUCGCUAUCUAUCACUAUCACGGCUGGAGUCGGUGUUUGAAGUUCCAAAGCCGCGAUUAGCCUCUGGUUUCUGGCUCCAAGAUCCAGAUUGUCGGAUUUGGCGCGUUAGUUUUAAUUAGCUUUCUUGGAGCUGGGAAGCCAUGCAAUGCAUAACCAUGGAUGCUCGCCAAACUAUUUGUUCAUCGCAUAUGCUAUUGGAGAACGGGUAGGGACCGGCCCACCUCAUGUUUCUAUGUUAAGCAGCAGUGCUGGCGGUAGUGACGGUGGCUGGGCCAGUAGUGAUAUUCAAGUCCGGGGAUGGCUAUCAACAGACGCCACUCCCACGUGCUACAAGAGAUGGUUGCAACCCACGGGGUAGCAGACGGAUAGUAGUCUCUGAGCCUCUUCCGUACCUGCGUGAUAGCCAAUGCUAUUUGACUGUUGCUCUCGACUCAGGAAGGAACAGGUGGAGAUGCGGGGGUGGAUUUCCGGGGUAUCAAGAGGCGCAAAGAUUCGGUUAAACGUAGUCUGUGGUAACUCAUCUUGUGC
Messenger RNA from Trichoderma atroviride IMI 206040, 1074 nucleotides. Lineage: Eukaryota; Fungi; Ascomycota; Sordariomycetes; Hypocreales; Hypocreaceae. The record is from RefSeq and is a predicted model, not a curated record.